Messenger RNA from Puccinia triticina, 447 nucleotides. RefSeq lists its product as uncharacterized. Lineage: Eukaryota; Fungi; Basidiomycota; Pucciniomycetes; Pucciniales; Pucciniaceae. The transcript is spliced from 4 exons. The coding region runs from base 1 to 447 and encodes 148 amino acids. The record is from RefSeq and is a predicted model, not a curated record.
AUGGUUCCAGCCAAGACCCCAUUAUCUUACAUCACUCUGUGCGUUGCCCUCACUGUACACCUGAACGGGCAUGUUCAAGCAGCAGAGGGCUCUCGUGUGAUGGCCGAAAUCAUUGAUCACAAAGAUUCUAGCUACACCAACAUGAUUGAUUCACCAAUAGAACUUGGCACAGAUGAGCAGGUGUAUCAAAAUGAGCAAGAGGGAGCCCACCAAGAUUUAGCGGCACUAGGAGUUUUGGAGAGCGACGAGUACCUCAAAAUAGGCAACGGAAUCGAUUUCAUCAAAGUCGACUUGGAGGACAUGAGUAAAUAUCUAUCACUGAUCUGUCAACACCUCGAAAUGAAAAUCUCAAAUAGUAACAAUUUUGCCAUCCCGGCAAGCCUGGACCAGAAGCUGUCACCUCCAAGAUCUCGUCAACGCAAGAUUCAAAGGAUGAUCCAAAUUUAA